This is a messenger RNA of Salvelinus sp. IW2-2015, 1645 nucleotides long. NCBI's taxonomy places the organism in Eukaryota, Metazoa, Chordata, Actinopteri, Salmoniformes, Salmonidae. The record is from RefSeq and is a predicted model, not a curated record.
GUAUCCGUGAAAACCGGAAACAUCCGCUUUCUCCCAACCCCGCUGGAGAGGUAUGACUGGAAAAGCUAACUAGCUGUAAAACCAUAGUUUCUAAACCUUUUUAUUUCUACACUAUAAUACUACAAUUUGGUUUUCAAGUCAAAGAGCUCAGUGGUAGGGCGAUCAAAUAUCUGAACCGUCAAAAUCCAGAAUGAGACGACACACAACAUAUAAUGAUGAAGACCUGCGCGAUGCUACCAGGAGGAAAGGCGAGAAGGUCCCUGAGGAUAAACAACACGAAUCCACCAUUUACUCAUUCAGGACACAGGAGCAGGACACAGCAGCCACAGGCUUCCAGCGCUUCCUCAGUGUCCUCAACAAAGGGGUGGACAUCAACAAGCUCUCAAAGAUUGUCAACAACGUGAAUGAGUUACCCCCUAUUCAGGAGGGCCAUCCCAAGACUGCCUACAGGAGUGAGUAUAAGGAGGCCCCAGCUCAGAACUCUCAGGAUUGCUUGGGGCCCCAGAGUAGAGCUCUGCCACAAGACAACAGUCACUCACACAUUCGUGGAGAAAGGAGGCCGGAUCUCCCACAUGGCCAGCUCCAGAGCCUGCUGGAGUCCAUCGGGCUAGACCUGGGGGUGGAGGAGUUGGGCCGACUGUCAGACCGGACCAAGGAGAAGCUAUACGGAAUGAAGAGAGACCAGGAGAGGAGUCCCUUGACGUCAGACAGGCACUCUAGUACUAGAGACUGGGACAGAGAACGAGACGAGGACACAGAGGGGGACGGAUCUAAGAGAAAUGGAGAAAGAGACCGGGACAGAGACUGGGCCAGUUCUGAGAGAGACCGAGAGAGAGACGGGGACAAAUCUGAGAGAGACCGGGACAGGCGUUCUAAUACCAGGGACAGGCGCUCUGGUCCYAGGGACAGGCACUCUAGUACCAGGGACAGAGACAGACACUCUGGUUCCAGAGACAGGGACAGGCACUCGGGUACCAGGGACAGCAACAGGGACAGACGCUCUAGUACCAGGGACAGCAACAGGGACAGGCGCUCUAGAACCAGGGACAGCGAGAGAGAUAGGCACUCUGAUACCAGGGACAGUGAGAGAGACAGGCCCUCUGGUACCAGUGACAGGGGCUCUAGUACCAGGGACAGAGACGAGGACAGACGCUCUACGUCCAUGACAGAGACGAGGACAGGCGCUCUAGUACCAGGGACAGAGACGAGGACAGGCGCUCUAGUACCAGGGACAGGCGCUCUAGUACCAGGGACAGGCGCUCUAGUACCAGGAAGGCACUCUAGUACCAGAGACAGGACAGGCGCUCUAGUACCGAGGGACAGGGACAGGCGCUCUAGUAACAGGGCGGGACAGGGACAGGCGCUCUAGUAACAGGGACGAGCCAGGACAGGCGCUCAGUAACAGGGACAGAGACAGGGACAGGCGCUGUAGUACCAGGGACUGGGCCAAAGAAAGUGACAUGAUUGGUAUAGGGACAAGUCCAAGGAAAGCUCUGCUGAGCUCAACACAUACUCUAAGGACCCUAUAUCCUCUUUCUCACCCUCCUAUGCAUCAUGAUGGCAACCUUCUCCACCACCCAGUUCUCUCUGUAUACCAGCAGCCCCUACGCCAAUGCCUUCCCUCCAGGUUGGGGUUAUCCCCCUG